AUGACAGUUGGUGGAGGGGAGAAGGAAGAAACGGGGAAGAAGAAAAUGGAUGAUGAUGAUGAUAGCGGAGCUUGGAGCAGCGAUAAUAAGUGGGAUACCCCUCCUCUUCCUAAGGUUCAAGUGGGCGGUUCCCCUUUGUAUAAAGUAGGAAGAAAACUGGGGAAGGGUGGAUAUGGACAAGUAUAUGUUGGUCGCCGUGUUAGUGGUGAAAAUAUGAAUGAGAGAACUGGACCUGAAGCUGUGGAGGUCGCAUUGAAAUUUGAGCAUAGGGGACCACCAGACGAGUGGCGAGUGUACGACACCGUAGGUGGCAGCCAUGGUGUGCCAAGAGUACACUACAAGGGUGAGCAAGGUGGCUAUUAUAUCAUGGUUAUGGAUAUGCUGGGACCUAGCUUGUAUGAUGUGUGGAAGAAGUCUCAUAUAAUGUCCAUUCAAACGGUUGCAUGCAUUGCCAUUGAAGCAAUAUCCAUACUUGAGAAGAUGCACUCUCGAGGGUAUGUGCAUGGUGAUGUGAAGCCUGAAAAUUUUCUGCUUGGUUCUCCAGGGACCCCGGAUGAGAAGAGAUUGUUUCUUGCUGAUCUUGGAUUAGCAUCUAGAUGGUGGGAUGAAUUAACAGGUUCACAUCUGGAGUAUGACCAAAGGCCAUAUGAAUUUAGGGGCACAGCCCGCUAUGCAAGUGUGCAUGCACAUUUAGGGAGAACUCCUAGCAGGAGGGAUGAUCUGGAAUCCCUUGCUUAUACAUUGAUUUUCCUUCUUCGAGGUCGUCUUCCUUGGCAGGGAUACAGGGAGCAGGGAGAAAACAAACAUUUUUUGGUUUGCAAGAAGAAGAUGGAAACUACUCCAGAGUUCUUAUGUGGCUUCUUCCCCCAGCCUUUUAGGCUUUUUCUUGAACAUGUAGUAAAUCUGAAGUUUGACGAAGAUCCUGACUACGCAAAAUAUAUUUCUCUGUUUGAUGGGAUUGUUGGUCCAAUAAAUCCAGAUAUCAGACCCAUCAAUACAGAAGGUGCACAAAAGCUCAUUAUUGGUCACAAGAGAGGUCAGUUGGCCACGGAAGAAGGGAACGAUGAACAACCAAAAAAGAAGUUGCGAAUGGGUCUACCAGCAACACAAUGGAUAAGUAUAUAUGAUGCUCGCAGACCAAUGAAACAGAGAUAUCACUACAACGUGUCAGAUGCAAGAAUUUCCCAGCUUAUCGGAAAGGGAAAUGAGGAUGGCUUAUAUAUAAGUAGUGUGGCUUCAUGUUCGAACCUGUGGGCAAUAAUCAUGGAUACAGGCACUGGUUUCAAAAAACAAGUUUAUGAACUCUCUCCUUACUUUCUUGAUAAGGAAUGGAUAAUGGAACAGUGGGAAAAAAAUUACUUAAUCAGUGCAGUUGCUGGAGCCAAGAACGGGAGCUCAAUAGUAGUCAUGUCUAAAGGCGCACCAUAUAUACUACAAUCUUUCAAAGUUAGCAAUUCAUUUCCUUUCAAGUGGAUUAAGACAAAGUGGGGGGAAGGCUUCCAUGUUACUGCAAUGGCUACCUCAGGGGUCAGAUGGGCUGUGGUUAUGUCACGCGGUACAGGAUUUCGCCACCAGGUGGUUGAACUGGAUUUUCGUUAUCCCGGUGAAGGGAUUCGCAGGCGAUGGGAUCACGGAUACCGCAUAACAGCAGCCGCUGCAACUUCUGACCAGGCUGCUUUUGUGCUCAGUAAGCCAUGGAGGAAGCAUGCAGAUGAAACACAGGAAACCUUGAGGACUGCCCUUUUUCCUACCAUGCAUGUGAAGGACAAAUGGGCAAGCAACCUUUAUAUUUCAUCAGUUUGCUAUGGGCGAACUGUCUCUCGAUGACCAACCUUACAUGUUUGGAUUAGAGGAAAAAUAGGAAAGAAGGAAUACUUGGAUUUUGUUAGUUUUCCUUCCUAAUAUUUCCUCCUA
Molecule: messenger RNA, 1914 nt
Organism: Neltuma alba
Lineage: Eukaryota; Viridiplantae; Streptophyta; Magnoliopsida; Fabales; Fabaceae
Product: casein kinase 1-like protein HD16
Exons: 17
Coding region: 1-1827 (608 amino acids)
Biological process (GO): protein phosphorylation
Molecular function (GO): protein kinase activity; ATP binding
Source: RefSeq, a predicted model, not a curated record